This is a messenger RNA of Dentiscutata heterogama, 1434 nucleotides long. The record is from the annotation of a GenBank genome assembly. Lineage: Eukaryota; Fungi; Glomeromycota; Glomeromycetes; Diversisporales; Gigasporaceae.
AUGAAGCCGGUCAAAUUCUCUCUUCUUGCUUGGGCCUUGUUGACCCUCGCUUCUUCUGUCCCUGGACACGCUCACGUCGUUUCGCCGAGAAACGUUGGAGCUGCCCGUCGAACAAACUUUGGUCCUGAGUUAAAUCACCGUACUUAUAGUGCUCCCUCAAUAAAUAAGUUUGGUACUUUUACCGUUUCAGAUGACGCUGAUCCUAAAGAGAUUGCUAUCAAGUUUGUCAAAUCAAAACUUCACCCGAAAGCUGACUUUGUGAUUAAAAAUAUCUAUAAAUCUGAUCAUAAUGGCGUUACCCAUGUAUACUUAAAACAAGUUGUUAAUGGUCUACAUGUCACUAAUGGUGACAUUAAUGUUAACAUCGACCAAUAUGGUAGAGUUAUAUCGUAUGGUGAUUCGUUCGUUAAACCUAAUCAACCAGUGACCCCUCCUCCAAUAAAGCUCUCCAAAGAUGGAGUAAAAGUAAAUCUUGUUGCUGGAGAUUUUCGAUUAGUAUUUGAUGAACAUGAUACUAUAUACCUAAAAUCUACCGAUUCGACUUCCGAUUCCGUUACUUAUUCUAUUAAUGAUGACGUUGGUUCUGUCAUUUCUCCGGAAGAAGCCUUAGACUCUUUGGCUCGCUUUAUUAACCGAGAGAUUUCCAAUCCCGAAAAUAUCAAAUACACUGAAGUUGGUACGUUUGGAGAAAUAGAUUCGUUUCUGUUACUCACCAAUGUACCAUUUGCCCUCUCCGACGUGAAAAUGAGCCAGUCUUACAUUCAAUUGGAUGAUCAAACACUACAACUCGUUUGGGAUAUUCAAGUAGAGAUGGAAGAUAAUUGGUAUAAUGCUCAUGUUAAUGCUAAUACUGGCGAACUUAUCGCGCUUAUGGAUUGGGUUUCCGAUGCCGCAUAUAAUGUUUUUCCUCUCGGUACUAACGAUCCUUCGGACGGAGGUCGAGAGAUUGUGACGAACCCUUAUGAUAUUAUCGCUUCUCCAUUAGGUUGGCAUUCUCAGGGUAAAACAAACUAUACCAAAACUAUUGGUAAUAAUGUGUAUGCUCACGAAAACUUAAAAGGAAAUUACGAAUGGGAGAAUAAUUAUCGCCCUGAAGGUGGCAGUUUAUUAACCUUCGAUUUUCCUUUGGAUUUGACUAAGGCCCCAAAGACCUAUAUUGAUGCCUCCGUCACUAAUCUCUUUUAUUGGAAUAAUAUAAUCCAUGACUUAUUUUAUCGAUAUGGUUUCAAUGAGGUUGCCGGAAACUUUCAACAAUAUAAUUAUCAGAAAGGUGGAAAGGACGGAGAUGCUGUAGUCGCGAAUGCACAAGAUGGUUCUGGAUUUAAUAAUGCUAAUUUCGCCACACCACCGGAUGGUCAGCAUGGUAAAAUGCGAAUGUAUGUAUGGGAUGUCAUUGAACCAUGGCGAGAUGGAGAUUUGGAAUCGGGGAUUAUU